Messenger RNA from Mirounga angustirostris (Northern elephant seal), 9882 nucleotides. It is a transcript of the gene CD44, whose product is annotated as CD44 molecule (IN blood group). Gene Ontology annotation, cellular component: basolateral plasma membrane; plasma membrane; macrophage migration inhibitory factor receptor complex. Gene Ontology annotation, molecular function: hyaluronic acid binding; cytokine receptor activity. The record is from RefSeq and is a predicted model, not a curated record. The transcript is spliced from 8 exons. Gene Ontology annotation, biological process: inflammatory response; positive regulation of ERK1 and ERK2 cascade; cell adhesion. Lineage: Eukaryota; Metazoa; Chordata; Mammalia; Carnivora; Phocidae. The coding region runs from base 6152 to 7402 and encodes 416 amino acids.
AGAAUGAAUCACUGUGCUUUCCGGUGGCAAUUUGUUUACAAAACCGUCUCUGAUCUUCCUGGGUGAUCUGCACUCCCUUGUGUGUUGAUUGUCUCCUGUCUCGAGAAGUUGGGGACGACCGUCGUUUGGGGAGGGAGGCUAUUAUGGUAGCCCAUGCCCUGUAUGCAUAGCCUGCUACUGCCUACAAUUUUUUUUUUCCACCUGUGCCUCUGUUUUGCUUCCCUGGGGAUGAGAAGUUGCCAUACUGGAAGUCUUGUCGCAGGGAUGUGAUGACAAUUCAAGCACGUUACAGAAGGGAUUUUUACUUUUACAUGUUUCCUUCUUGUUCUUUUCCACCUUUGGAUAAGAUUGUCUUCAUAAAGUUGGGAUCCUAAUGGAUGCAUACCAUCACAUCUGCUUUUUUCAACUUCAUGUUUUUAUGUUUUAACUUGAUUUAGGCGAUAUUAUUGAUGGUGCAAUAUUCAGCCCUACUCAUCACCCCUGGUUUACUAAACAAUUCCUUUGUUUUUGGUCUAAGGAAGCAUAUCUGAAGGAGUUAUCUGAUCAUAUCCAAUCUGCUUAAAAGUUGUCUGUCCCAGCCUGGAGGGGAAGGCUGUUAAUACUUGCUUGGUAACGUGGAUAAUUCAUGACUUGAGGACUCCGAGAGCAGAAAUAUGUCAACAUUGCUUUCGAUUUCUUUGGGGUUUUGCCCUUUGUGCUCCACUUUUCACUGGAAAGUGUUUGCCUCUCCCUCUGGCCUCCUUCUUCACUUCCCGCUUUGCUUUUUCCCUAUGGUUUGUUUUAAAACAGGUUUCCAGAUUGGCUGCAUUCCUUCUGUGGAGGAUUAUUCAAACCGAAGUAGGGCAUCUGCCUCUUGAGCAGCUUUCCUAGUAUGGUGUGGAUUUUCUUUUGUCCUGGCUCUGGCUCUUUAGAGGGUGGGACUCUAGUCUCCAAAGAGUGUGGCAGACAUUCACUGGUUUGUGAAUGCUCAGCAUAGGGCUCUUUUCUGUGCCUUGUCACCCAGAAGCCAGGGCAGCCUUCAGAGCACUAUGAUUUAACCUAAGGUUACUUGCUCAACAGUGUUUUAAAUUUCUAUGAGCAGCUUGCUAAGUGGGGGAGGGGGGCGCGGUACAAAGGGGCCCGAAGACUGGUCGUUCUCUGCAGAUCCUUUGAAGCAUUUUCAGGAAGCAGAUGUUUUCAAACUGCUCAGGCUUUCCCAGAUUACUGGCUCUCUGGAGGGUGUGUCACCUCGUUGUCUAUCAUCCCACGGACGACCCUUCUGGAGAGGAGCUUCUGCAAACCCAGCAGGCGGUCCUGUAAGCUGCUGGCUGCUCCUGAGUCCCCUGCCUUGCUAAAGUAACCAUGUGGAAGGCGCCUAUCAUCAGGGCAUGCAAUUUUGUCAGAUGUCGGCAAACGUAGCAAUUAGUGGUCUCAGCGAGAGGCAGAUCGAGUCUACUCCAAAGUACUAUUUCCUACCAAAGAAGAAAAUCGUGGCAAAAUAUAUCUUUUAGGAAUGGGUGAAAUUCACAUUGAAGCCAUUAUUAGCCUAUAUCAAAUAGUGAGUAUUACACAUGUACUUUAGAAAGGCAACAAGGACAGUUAAUGAACAGUCAGCACAUCUUUUAGGAUUGUACAUUUCCUGCCCAAGUUAGUCAGCAUACAGAUUUUGAGGACCUAGUAUGUACCAAGCCUAUUCUAAUGCUGGGGAUCCAGUGGUAAGUACCAGUAGUACUGAAAGGAAAUAAGGAUUUGUAAGCUAGUAACCAAUAUUUGAGGUCUUCUCUAUGCUGGUGCUCUAGUUACUGGGCACUCAGAGUUGGACUGACCUUCAUGGAGCCCACCUGCUGUUCAGAAACCAAGGAGAAGGAAUGCUUUGAGAUUUCACUAAAACAUAGUUCAGGAUUUGGGUUAAGGAAAGAAUUGUGCUUUUCUCUUUCCAAAGCACUUAGCUAAGUUUCUCUUAGUAGUUUGGGAAGAGACUCAGUGGUCCAACAGGGUGAGUCCAGGGCUAACCUGAGAGUCAUUGAAGUGCCAUAGCAUCCAAAAUGGCCAAUGGUAACUCCAGAUAAAUCCAUUCAUGCAAAGAAGAGUGUUGGAGAAAAAAAAUCGGGUGGAAACUUGAAAGCAGCCCCUGGCAUGUUAGAAAAAAUGACUACUGGUAAGUUCCUGAAUAGACCCCAGUUUCUGAGCCCAGUGAGGAGAUUCCCAAAGCUUCAUGACUAUCAGACUGAAAGGUGGGUCUUGGUGGGGAUGAGUGAUUGCAAAUCCUCCAUAAUGCCUGCAGAAGAACAGAUGUCAAGAAGAGGUCUGGCUGAGGACAGAGAAGUGCAUCUUAGGUUGGCUGGCUCAUUCCUUCCUUAAGGGUCCUUAGUGGAUGUCAAUAGGGAAAGCCAGUAAGAACAACCAUCUGGUAGGUUUUGACUUCCAGCAGGCUUUUUAUUAUUAAUGUUAUUUUUGGAAGAGGCUUCCUGGAGGCAUGUCGUCAGCCUCUUUUCUAUUGGUGAUCUGGUAUUCUCUGGAAUCCAGAAACCUAAACUAAUUCAGGAAGCAGAGACUCCUACCUUGGAACGCUCUAUUUCCUUGUCUUCUGGGUGUCAAAGAAAUAUAUACAUAUAUAUUUUUGGUCUGGCAUUGCCUACUUGGGUGGGGACAAUUGGAAACUCUGCUGGCUAGACAGUAGCUCCUUCCAUUUUCCCCAAAUCUCAUAUGACUCCUUUCAGGAAAAUAGAAAUAAUUCCUAUUUCUAUCUUGCUCUGGUAUGUUUACUUCCUGUUGGUCUCUUCUUGGUCUUCUAUAGGGUGAAGGUGGCAGGAGCUCUGUGUCUUUAAUAAAGUUUCUGAGGGCAGGAGGGGGUGCCUGAGAAUUUUUCGGGGGGAUGCUUGGGUUUAUCUGGGGGCAUCAUUGGUGAAAUUGGCUCCCAUGUCUCUAUUUUCUAUUCUUUGCCAAUGUGCCCUUUGUAACACGGAGCAUAGUGCACAGGUUGUUGACAUUUGGUAUAUCUAGAGUCAAAGUUUUUAACCUGGUGUUCAUGGACCUCCAAUAGGUUCAAUGAUGGGCCAUAAGGCAUUCAAGAGCUUGAAAUAAUAUACAAAAUUUUGAGAAUGUGUAUGUGUCAGAUCACUUUUUUGAGGACAGAAGUCAUAACUUAUAUCAGAUUUUCAAAGGGGCCUAUAACUCAAAAUGGCUUUUAAAAAUCUCAACUGGUUUAGAUGUUUAUCCUGACGAUUUUGCUAUUCUUCUUCCACGGGGAAACAUUCUGGCCUCAAGUCCUACUUGAGAGUCAAAUGGGAAAUUUCAAAUUGCAAAAUAUCACUGAUUAUCCUUUCUCUAAUUUGAAUAACAUCCAGAAUUUCUCUAACUUGGGCAGUUUUGUUUCUUUUCUGGAAACACAUUCUGAAUUAGAAUUACAAGUGACAGAAGGUGAUAGAUGGAAACUUGACAAAGCUUUAUCUGAUUUCAAUAUUUUGAACACAACCCUUUGCAAGGUUCCUGCUCAAGCAUAGAGCUUGAGUUGAAGUUCGUGAGUGUGGGUGGAGCUUUGAAACGCCAGUUGUCAUCAUAGGCUACCGGCAUGAAGUGAUAGGCCCAAAAGAUACAAGUAAGAACCUCUAAAGACACUCCAAAAACAAAUGAAUAAAAGCAACUUCAUGAAACGUUGCAUCAAAGACCUUCAGUCCAUGGCUGGGUCACCUCAUCAAGUAAAUAUAAAAUCUCUUUUCCUUUACAGGUUGUUAAGUAGCUACUUGAUUUUGCUCUGAGCCUGUGUCCAGAGGGUUCUGUUUGAAGAAUGAGUAGCUCUGAAUUGAUACCCAUACAGAAUUUGCAUUUCUCAUGUGAGACUUUAGGAGACUGGAAAGAUAAAACCAGGCCUCAAUCUUUCUUUUCUAAUCUUUGCUCUAUAAUAGAGACAGACGUUAUAUAUAUAUAGAGCUGAGAGUAAGGGUUUUGUAGAAAGAUCUCACUAAAUGGUAUUUUCAUAAUUGAUCCAGUUACUUCAACUGUGCACUCAGACAGCCACACAGCAGUUCAGGAGCAAAAUCAUUGGAUGUGGUCCUGGUUUGGUAACUCACAGCCUAAGACUCAGGAUCACACAGCAACAGCAACAACAGGUAAACUGCUAUGUCUUCUGCUUAUCCAUUGUCCUGAAUGCCAAGUUUUUCAGUAUAAGGAGAAGGACUUCCAUGAUCACAUCGAAGUUUCGCACUGAUGUCCUGUCUUGAUCCUUAGGGAAUUGGGAUCUGGUACCAUUUGGUUUAUCAGAGAGGCCUAUGGAUCUGGGGAUACAACUGGAUACUCCUCCGUGUUCUACUUGUUUUCCUUUUGGCGGUAUGCACAUAGAAUCAGAAUUAGUUUUCCUUCAGGAGCUUUAAUUAGGAGAUUCCUUUAGAACAAAUCCUCUUGAAAGAAGUCUAUUAGAAAAUAGAUACUCCUACUUUCUGCUGAUCUAAUUAUCACAGUCAAUAACAGUAGAGGGAAAUACUGACUUAUGGGUGGAAAGUGUAGGCCCUGUGUACUUGUUUGGACUUCUCAAACCUCAGCUGUAAAGUGGAGGAGUGACCUGUUAUUUUCCAUCAGAAUCUAGGAUGCCUGGAUGUUUGAUGAUUAAUUCUAAAUCCCUGCAAAGUAUUCUGGACUGUGAGCUUAUGUGGGAAGAGUUUCCAGGCCUAUAACAGUGGGAGGUUACAGGCAUAUCUUCAUUUAUUAACUUUUGUUGAUGGAGGAUAUGGCCAUAUUUCAAAAUAAUUGGGCAUUCUUUCUGCAGGAGAGUAAUAAAAAUGGUCCUUAACACUUGUUUAGUCGAAUAAAGUAUAUUUUAACAAAUAUUCAUGUAAGGAAAAUAGUGCUGAUGUUAUGUUGUGAUUUCAUAUCAUGGUGCUAAAGGUCAUGCUGGAGGGGGGGACGCAGAAUAAAGAAUAUGCUAUUUUUAAAUGUUAAAUUACAAUGCUUAUCUUCGUAGAACAAAUAUUGUGAAGAAAAAGUCUUCUUGUCAGUGCUUCAUCCUGGGCCAUUUCUGGGCUUUCUUGAAAGCUGAAAAAAAAGAAAUCUAAUCACAAAUACUUUUGUAUUUGGGGAUUUAAUGAUGGCUUCAGCUUCUCUGCUUCAACUUUUUUUUCAGUUUUUUAUCCACUAUUUAAUAUUCUUCUGGUGCACAUCAUGGUGGCAGAAAUGGCGGUCUUGGGAAGUUUUCAAACCAGGGCUCUUAUUUUCUGAUCUUAUUUGUGAGAUCCUUGGGUCACUUCAUUUCUGUGCAUCUUUCCUGAUUGAUUACCACCUUUUCAAAAUGGACUCAAAAUGUCCUGUUCUGCUUUGCAAAAUAUAGUUUUGGUAUAAAAAAGUGACCAUGGGCAAAAUUGCUGGAGGAUCUGGACACUAAAUGGAAAAAGGUGGAAAGGCAUCUUUUUCUAUCUUCCCCUUCAUGUGGCAUUCCUCUGUGUGUUGGGGAUUGCUGGGAUUAUGUGUCUGGGAUUGCUGGCAGAAAUAUCAUACCCUAAAUUCUUAGAGAAUGAUAUUGGUUGGCCAAGAUAGAGUGUGUAGAACAUGAAUGGCUAGGACUCUGGAGAGCUUGGUUUCAGAAGCAUAGACUCUCAGAUUUGGAGAGGAUCUUCAAUAGCCUAGCUCAGUCAACACUUCUAGUCAUUUGAUCUACAAAAUUUUCCUGCUAAGUGAUCUUUCUGAUGGUGGGGAACACAAUACUUUAUGAAGAAGUUCAUCGUUGCAUAGUCCAGAUUAUAACCUUUUAAAUCCAACAUUUGGGAGAAUAUUUGUUCCCCUUACAAUGAUCACCACCGGCCCUUAGUUUGGCCUUUUGGGAGCACAGACAAAAAUUUAAUCCCUCUUCUACAUUAUAGUUUUUCAAAAUUCAAAGACUGCUGUCAUGCUCUCUGUCAUUCGGCCUUUCUGACUCCAGACAAGGCAAAUUCCAUCCAACACAGUUUUUUCCUCUUUAAGAUAAGAAUCAUGAACCAGAUGGUAUUUAAGGACUUUCCAUUUCUGACAUUCUAUGACCUGCAGUAUGGGCCUUGAAAAUAAAGUGGGACUUGUGUGCUUUUUCUGUUUCUUCCCACCAUCUAUAUGAAGUAUAGAUGACUCUCUUGAGUGGUAAAAGAGUAGAAGCAUAUACAGUGCUGUUUCUUAGGGAUUGAUAAUUAACCUUUCAACCAUCGAUUCAAUUAUGGUUACAACAGCUUCGAUGAGCUCUAGUGGUACAACUCCUGAAACAGCAACCAAGAGGCGAGAAGCCCAGGAUUGGCUUUCAUGGUGGUUUCAACCAUCAGAGUCCAAGAAUCAUCUUCACGCAACAACGAUAAUGGCUGGUACGGAUUCAAAUAUCAUCUCAGCAGGCUGGGAACCAACUGAAGAAAAUGAAGAUGAAAGAGACAAACACCCCAGUUAUUCUGGAUCAGGCAUUGAUGAUGAUGAAGAUUUUAUCUCCAGCACCAUUCCAACCACACCACGGCUUUUUAACCACCCAAAACAGAACCAGGAUUGGACCUCGCGGAGCCCCGGUGAAUCGAAUCCAGGAGUAUUACUUCAGACUACUACAAGGAUGACUGCAGAUGUGGACCAAAGUGGCACCAGCACUAAGGGAGAGGCCUGGCCCCGCGAACCACACUCUCCUCUCAUUCACCAUGAGCAUCAUGAUGAAGAGGAGGCUCAGCAUCCUGCAAGCACAACUCAGGCAAUCCCUAGUAGUACAAUGGAAGAAACAGCUACUGAGAAAGAGCAGUGGUUUGAGAAUGGAUGGCCUGGGGAAUAUCCCCAAUCACCAAAAGAAGACUCUCAUUCAACAGCAGGGACAGCUGCCCCAGCCCAAGACAGCCAUCCAGACCAAAGAAUGACAACUCAGAGUCAAGAGGACAACUCCUGGACUUAUUUCUUUGACCCAGUCUCACAUCCAAUGGGACGAGAUCAUCAAACAGAAAGAUGGAUGGAUAUGGACUCCAGCCAUAAUACAACACGUCAGCCUUCUGCAGAUCCAAACACACAUUUGGUGGAAGACUUGGACAGGACAGGACCUUUUUCAGUGACAACUCAUAGGACUGAUGGCAGAGGCGGAAAAAGAGGUGGACAUCUUCCUAAAGACUCAGCUACUUCAGUGGAAGGUUCUACUUCUCACUCACCAGCCACGGGGGAAUACAGGACCCUCAUCCCGGUGACCCCUGCUAACACGGGGUCCCCUGGAGUUACUGAAGUCAAUAUUGCUGGAGAUUCCAACUCUAACGUUAUUCAUUUCUUUUCAGGUAACUUGGCCAUUUGUUAUCUGCUUGGAUUUCUCUACAGAGAGAAACAACACGUAAUUUCAUACUAUAGGGGGACAUUUUCUGUGUGGGCUGUGAUUAGACCGAUUUGUGAUAUGGGAAUGGCCUUUAUCCCAGGUCAUCAUUCUAGUGCAAAUAAAAUUAGAUUUAUUUUAGAUAAAUAGUGCUUUUAUUUGCCAGUUUAGUCUCCGUUUAUUUUUGUGACCUUGUUGUUAGGGUAGAAUUUCUUUCUUUGUUCCUAAUCUUGUGGUAUAUUAAUUUGAGCCAUAUGAAAUCAAUGCUUUUGUAGGUCAAAGUAGUCAAAUAUUAGCAAUUUCAUUUGAUUCAACUCAGAUAUGCUACCUGUUUCAUAAGGUUUUACCCAACAUGUGACUCAUUUCCAUAUGCUGAUAUCUUUGUUCCGAAAUUAUUUUCUUUACUGGUGAUGGAUUGAUGAAUUUUACUUCCGGUGAAGGGCUCGUGGCUAAACCUACUUAUGAUUCACACCUCAAACUUUAUGAUUUAAUCUACUAAUAAUGAAUAGGCAUGACUUUUCCUAUUGCAAUGGCAAAGAGAUGACUAAAGAUGACUUAUUCAAUUAAGUUGGACACGGACCUAAAAGGAGAGCGAGACUUCUUUUCUCAAAUAAGCAGUCUUCCCUACUUCUCCCUUUCUUUGUUCUUUCAUUUGCAUUAAGAAACUUACAUUGAAGAAAAAUGAACUGGAAAUACCUACUCUGGAUAAGAAAUGAGAAUUGGAAUCUCUCCUCCCCGUGCCAGUGAUUCAAGUGUUUCUUGCCACUCAACCAUUGAAUUACAUUAAAGAUUUGUGAUUUUAAAUAUAUAUGGAUUUGUAGCAAGGUCUGCCUCUCCUCCCCUGCAAAAAGAAUAAGUCUUAUGAGAACCCGGUAUAUAAAACAGAUGACAUCUCUGAUGCUCUAAUUGAUAUGGGGACAGAAGACUCAGAAUGCCAAGUGCUUGGAUUCUUUCCUCUGGGCUGCUCACCCAGAGCUUCCAGAAAAGCAGUUUUUAAAAAUACUAACUUUGGUGAUAUUGGCAAGACAAAACUCCUCACACCCUUUGAUUCAUUAUUCAUCAUGGUUCUGCCCUGUUAUUAAACAUCCCGAGUAGCCUUGUCCAUUUUCUUCCAAAGAAAUUAAUCUUAGAGCACUGCCUCUUUUCUCUUGGCAGAAUAAGGACUGUGGUACAAUCAAAUGAAUUUAAAUUUUAAAUGGCAAUUUUAAAAGUAAUAGUAUCGUGGAAGGGUUACAUAGCCUAUUUGUUAGUAAAUAAAAUGCUUUCUACAAAAAUGAUACUCACAGUUGCUGAUUCCUUCUAUAAUUCCAUGAUCAAACAGAUUUUCUGUGCUUCUUCAUGGAUUAAAUGGUUAGUAAGUGAUUCAACUGUCAUCCUUGGUUUUCUUCCAAGCCACUCAGAUAAAGCUGAUUUCUUCCCAUACGUUUUUCUCUGUCUUGAUGCUUCAUGUUAAGAACUAAAACAUUCACCAUUAUGGUGGUGGUUGCAGUGCUGGUGGUGGUGGUGGUCUUGGGGGUACCGGUGCUGGCAUUUCAGCAAAUGCUGUUUUCGAGUAUUCUAACUAAGGAACAAAGCAAUCUAUCUCCCCUGUACAAUUACAUGAGAGAUGACAGGACGUCUACCUCCGCCUUCUCUAAUCAAGGAAAUGGUGAUGAUCAGAUUACUAUAUUUUCCUUACAGGUCUUCAUAAUGGGUGACUGUAGCCAUUUUAUGAAACCAUUAUCCCUUUCUGUUGUUAUUGUUGUUUGUCUUGUUGUUGUCUUGUUGUUUUGUUUCGUUUUGUUUUUUUAAGAUUCCAGCACAUUGGAAAGUGUGUGGGGAAGAGGGAGAAGAGCAGGGGUUUCCAUAGGCUGAAUCUGAGAUUUGACCUGCAGACCCAGAUUUGAGCAGUUCAUGAGCUUGUCUCAAUCUAAAGCCUUUUGGUGAUAGGUAUUUGGGAAGAUGGGAUUAUAUUAACUCUUGGUGUUGAAAAUACAGAUUUGAAUUUUGAAAAACGUUAUUUUUUAAAAUAUAUUCUAAUAACCAGGUCCACAUUUUUUACAUGUUAACACGCAUCUUCUUAUUCCUUUUUCACUUAUCUUUAGGCUCUUUUUCUCUAAAUAAGCAUUUGACUUUUCCCUUUGAAUUUUUACAUAAUUCAACACCAAGAUCCUUUACUGCACACCAAAACCAUUUUCUAUUUCCUGCCUCAGAGAAAUCUCUUUAAGUGGCUCAUGCUCUGAGUCAGAGAGUACACACACUCCCAGCAAUCCCAUUUGUGUAAUUCAAAACAUGGAGUCUUUAUUUCAAAGUCGCAGUAUCAAGUUCCAACCUCAGAUCUGCGAAGACAUCAUGAUAUUUUUGUGAGAGUGUUAUGUUCUUAGAUUUCUACCAAAACCACACUUCCUGUGGUCAUUCUGGAUGGUCUGUGCUGUCCCAGUUUCCUUUAUUGUGAUUAAAGCCCUAACCUACUCAUCAGUGGAUCCAGCAAUGAACAGUAAUUAGUACCAUGGAGCCAUUCAAGGUUCCUUGCCAUUGGUUUUUUGAUGACCUUUAACACACUAAACUUGGUGAUAGGAUGUCUGAAAUUGCAAAAGUGAGGAAAUGCAGAUUGCAGUGGAACACCAGUAAUGAACCUUUCUGAUUACUCU